AUGCUGCGGUUGGCGGCGGCUUGCCCUGCGUCAUGUUCAGUGUGCACCAAAGACGUAACUCUCUGUCACCAGUUAACCUAUAUAGUAGCAGCCCCUGUGACCACAAGAGUUUUGAUCAUCACUGAUGGAUCCCUCUCCUCUAUAGAGAGCACAAAUCUGUCUCUCCUGUUUAAUCUUGCCCUGCUCUCCUUGAGCAGAAAUGGCAUUGAGGAUGUGCAGGAAGAUGCCCUCUAUGGCCUUUCAAAGUUGCAGACGUUGCUGCUGGAGCACAACCAGAUAUCCAGCUCUGCGCUCACGGAUCACACCUUCAGCAAGCUUCACAGCCUGCGGGUGCUGGUGCUUAGCAAUAACGCCCUCCGGACCCUGCGAGGAUCCUGGUUCAGGAACACCAGGGGCCUGACCCGGCUCCAGCUGGAUGGGAAUCAGAUCACUAAUCUGACAGACAGUUCUUUUGGAGGCACAAAUCUCCGCAGUCUCAGGCAUCUGGAUUUAUCUAACAAUUUUAUUUCCUACAUUGGGAAAGAUGCCUUCCGGUUCCUGCCUCAACUACAGGAAGUGGACCUUUCCCGAAAUCGGUUGGCCCAAAUGCCAGAUGUUUUCACUCCGCUGAAGCACUUAAUCCUCCUGAGCUUAGAUAAGAACCAGUGGAGCUGUACUUGUGAUCUCUACCCCCUUGCUCGGUUUUUAAGAAACUACGUUAUGUCUUCUGCUCACAAGCUCAGAAAUGCCAAAGCCCUACAUUGUCAGCCACCUGCCACAGCUGGGGCUGGUGCAAAGAGUGUGUUAAGGCUGUCGGACACCAACUGCGAUCCCAAGGCUUCCAACCUCACUCUGGUUCUAAAGGACAGAAGCCCCCUCCUCCCAGGGCAGGAUGUGGCCCUGCUGACUGUCCUGGGCUUUGCAGGAGCUGUUGGUCUCACUUGCCUAGGUUUAGUUGUAUUUAACUGGAAACUCCAACAAGGCAAAGUAAAUGAACACACAUCAGGAAAGCUUUGUUGCAGAACCUUUGGUGAAUCCCUGUGUGCUCAUGAGGCAAGAAAUCACCACGCUAAGGGGUACUGUAACUGCCACUUAACUCAGGAAAACGAGAUAAAGGUCAUGUCCAUUGUGGGGUCCAGAAAGGAAAUGUCACUUUUCCAGGAAAACAGCCAUCAAGCAGCACAGACCUCUGAGUCCACAGCCCCUGCCGGGUCAUUUAGAAACCUGGAAGGGAAGGACCAUGAAGCAGGCAGCACUCGUGCCUGCCUUGGUGGCAGGUUGCUGCAGUCAGGAUAUUCAGAGCCUCCCGGGAAUAUGGCAGCUUUUAAUGAAGCAGGCUUACUUACAAGAUACUGUCCAAAGAGAGUUGAAAGUCCAAGGAACCUUGAGCCUGGGGGAGUCCAACCUCAAACUCUGCCACAGCAUGUAAGAAGAACAAUAGAUAUCAGCAGUGACACAUUUAGUAGAAGAUAUGCAACACGAGCUUCAUCUUUGGCAAGAGAAAGUCUUGAAAAGCAUUUAUCAAAUGAAUCAUGGCAGCUUCCAAUAGAAAAAGAAGACAAUGGCUUACAACCUCACAGGCAGCGACAUUUCAUUACAAGCUCAUCAUCCAAGCCUUAUGAGCCUGAGGAGCACUAUGUACAAAAGAUCUUACAAAAACAUGAAUCAAAAUAUGAUGAUCCUUGUGAACUGUUAAAACGGAGCAGGCCUAGGUGUUUGCAGCCAAAAAAUUCUCUUAUCUGUAAAUAUGUGCCCUACGAUCAAUUUAAAGAUUAUGUGAAAGAAAAGAAGCCACAUCGUCGAGAACAUUCAAAGUCCAAGAAAGAGCAAAUCCAAAUUUAUAGUGCAAUAGAAAAAUUCCUUAUGAGUGAGGACAAUGUGGAGUUAUCGGGGUUAUCAACAAAUAUCAAGAAAACAUAUUCCCCUAGGAGUGUUAGCUUCCAUGAUCCUGGUUUAGUUGAAAAAAAUAGGCUGGUGAUGUCACGCCAAACAACAACCGGUUCAAAACAGCAGAAACAUCAAAGCGACCACCUGACCACCUUGAAUCUCAAAAAAUGUAGCAAUGUGCGAGAGAGAAGCAAACUAGGAAAAUGGCUUCCUGAUACACAGAUUCUGAAAGGAAAGAGAACCAAUCGAUCUGAUCUCAAAGGGAAACUUAGAAAGCAAAAUUUAAGGAUAAAAUUAAAUUUAUGCCCUUUUAGAAAAGCCAGAGUCCAUCCAGAAAAAUCCUCGAUGGAACUCCCUCCAAAAUGCAAGCAAGUAUUUUUACCGCCUAAUAAGUUAUCUAAAGCUUCUAAGAAAGAAGCCAAAAUAAACCUCCUGUCGUCUGCAGUUUUUCCCCAACAGCCAGAAAGUAACAACUAUAUUGCACUCACUUCAAACAGACUGCCUCCCAAGCAUGCCCCAAAUCAGACCCCCUCUUACAAAAAACAUACUAAAAAGGCUCCUAUGCCCAGUGCUAACAACUUCUCUGUAGUCAAUCAGAGCUCCCUGGAAGGCAACCGUCACCCUCCUGGCCUCAUUUCUGAUGGCAGCCCAGCCACGUUGCCUGGGCUCACUCUCACUGUAGCUGAACACAGGCACUCACACUCUCAGUUCUCAGCUGAGCAAAUGGAAGAUGCACCUCGCCCAGCAUUGGUAGCGUCCAGUUGUCUACCAGCUUCUUGGGAAGAUACAGGCAGUGAUGUUUUAGCAUCCUGCCAUUCCAGGAGGGCUACUGACCAAGGAGCGAUACAGCCUGCUGAGCACAUGGAGCAGGACAAAUCUGGGACCAGUGUGCCAACCCAGUUUUCUCUGUCCUUGGAAAAUCAAACACACCUUGUCCGUGUCCGCAAGACUGACACCUACAACGAACACAUUGUAGAUCAGAAUCAACUGUUACAACAUGUAGUGCAACACUCAAGUAAGGAAGAACUUGGGAAUGCAGAAAAAACAUUAAUGACAGGACCUAAAAUAUCACAUCAGAUUAUGGAAAAUUGUAUUACAGACGGGGGAGCGGAUGUAGGAAAAAAGCUUCCUAAGACAGAAAUAUGUGAUUCCUCUCUCAUUCCUCGAACAGAGUCCAAGGGCAACCUCGCAUUUAUGAAGAUGAAUUUUAUUCCAUCCCAAAAUAGAAUGGAACUUCCCAAGGAUAUCAGUACUUCUCUUAGUACUCAAGCCAUCUGGCAUCUAACCAAUAGCAGCGAGAAAGAAACUGACGGCACAAAUGCAUUGCCCAGAGAUGAAGGCAUCGAAGCACUAGAGAUAAAAAUAGUAGGAAAAGAGGAGGAAAAAAUGCCUGAUAAAAGCAAAGCAAAUUCUAGUAUGUUAAUACAGACCAGACAGAUGACCUUAAAAGGCACGACAAAAGAAAAGCAGGAAACUUGGGAAAAUGGAAAAAGUAAAACCCUUACAUUACAUGGUUCAAGCUCUGUUGAGGCUCCUAUUACAGCUGAGAGUUUGAGUAUGGUGAGUUCCCAUGAAACUGAAGGUAGACUACCUCCUAGUGAAGCAGACAUUCAAAUAAACAGUAAUAUGCAUGAUUUGAGAGAGUCUCCAAAUAUUUGACCGGAUCACGGUGACAGAGCACAGAGAGAAGGUGCAGUGGCAGCAGAGACACUCAAAGCACUUCCGCUCUUCCCAGAGGUAAAAGAUAUUAGUUUUGAGGCACAAAAUGAGGUGCCUCUAAUUCCUAGAAGAAUAAAUGAAGCUGGAAACUCUGCUCUAACCAUACACCAUCCACCAUCGGCCGAAUAUGCUAAUACAUCACCUUUGGAGGCAGAACAAAGUGAACAAAAUAACUCAAAUAACAAUCAUUUUCUACUUUGGCUUUCUUCAAAAGGACACACCAACUCCUUCAGCUUUUGCAUGCAUUUCAAAUGCUUUGUUUGGGAGAAAAAAAUCCUUCGCAACUCUUUGUUAUCAGUGAACUAA
Molecule: messenger RNA, 3891 nt
Organism: Pteronotus mesoamericanus
Lineage: Eukaryota; Metazoa; Chordata; Mammalia; Chiroptera; Mormoopidae
Gene: LRRC53
Product: leucine rich repeat containing 53
Cellular component (GO): plasma membrane
Molecular function (GO): protein binding
Source: RefSeq, a predicted model, not a curated record